CAGUCCAAGCCAUCUUUCGACCGGAAGUUUACGUAAGUGCUCGUUCUUCGCGUUCUUCGCUUGUUCGUUGUGGCUUUGUGCCGGUCGCCGCAACAAAUAAAGAGUAUAUCACAUUCAUAAAACUUCUCUGCAUUGUGCGCUAUGUUGAACAACACCGUUAGCAUCAAAGACCGCGAAACGCUGUAUAGGCUCAUCAUUAGCCAACUCUUCUACGAUGGGCACCAGACGCUCGCCGUCAGCCUCUCCAACAUGGUCAAAGCUCAUCCAGCUUGUCCGCCGUCUGACCGACUGCUCAACAUCGUCAGUGCCGGGCUACGCACUGAGCAGGAAACCAAAGGAAUCAAGUUUUCAGCGCUGGACCAGCCUUACACAGGACCAGGAAUCGAUCUGGAGUAUGAAACUGAAGCUCCAUCCUUGGCACCAGAACCAGCACUGUACGAAACCUGUUACGUGACGUCGCACAAGGCGCAGUGCAGAGCCGGGACGUUCAGUCGUGACGGUCAGCUGGUUGCAACUGGUUCUGCUGAUGCCUCUAUAAAGAUCUUGGACGUGGACCGCAUGCUGGCCAAGAGUGCCAUGCCUCCGGAGGUAGCUGCACAAGAGUCGGCUCAGCAAAACAUGGAGACCCACCCGGUCAUUCGUACCCUGUACGACCACAUUGAGGAGGUUACCUGCCUCGAGUUUCAUCCAAGAGAACAGAUCCUCGUUUCCGGCAGCAGAGACUACACAGUCAAGUUCUUCGACUACUCCAAGCCCUCUGUCAAGCGUGCCUUCAAGACAAUUCAUGAAGCUGAGAUGGUUCGCACCCUGGCAUUCCACCCCUCGGGCGACUUCAUUCUUGUGGGAACCCAGCACCCAACAUUGCGACUGUACGACGUCAACACAACCCAGUGCUUCGUUUCUUCGGUGCCGUCGGACCAACACAAGGGCCCCAUAACUACGGUCCGCUACAACAACUCGGGCAAGCUCUAUGUGUCAUCGUCCAAGGACGGAGACAUGAAGCUGUGGGACGGAGUAAGCAACAAAUGCAUCUGCACGUUCCCCCAGGCGCACGAUGGGAACGAAGUCUGCUCAGUCUACUUCUCCCACAACGGCAAGUAUGUGCUGUCCAGUGGCAAGGACUCCAUUGUGAAGCUGUGGGAGCUGUCCAUGUCCCGGUGCCUGAUUGCCUACACUGGGGCAGGAGCCACAGGCAAGCAGGUCCACCGUGCCCAGGGCAUCUUCAACCACUCGGAAGACUAUGUCCUCUUCCCGGACGAAAAAACUACGAGCCUGUGCAGCUGGGAUUCCAGGAAUGCGGAACGCCAGAGACUGCUGUCACUCGGCCACAACAACACGGUGCGACACUUGGUCCACUCCCCAACGGGCCCGGCCUUCCUGACCUGCAGCGACGAUUUCAGGGCACGCUUCUGGUACCGCAGGGUCGAGGCGGUCGACUAGGUUCGUCGUCACCACUUCGGUUGCAUCCCUUUACUUCCAGACUGCACUUGCACCACCAGUCGCAUUCAUUGUACCGUCUUCAUGGAUUUAAUAAACUGUGUUCCAGGAAUGGGCAAAA
Molecule: messenger RNA, 1558 nt
Organism: Ixodes scapularis (black-legged tick)
Lineage: Eukaryota; Metazoa; Arthropoda; Arachnida; Ixodida; Ixodidae
Gene: CstF50
Product: cleavage stimulation factor subunit 1
Exons: 13
Coding region: 142-1440 (432 amino acids)
Biological process (GO): mRNA 3'-end processing
Cellular component (GO): mRNA cleavage stimulating factor complex
Molecular function (GO): RNA binding; protein binding
Source: RefSeq, a predicted model, not a curated record